Molecule: messenger RNA, 3271 nt
Organism: Conger conger (European conger)
Lineage: Eukaryota; Metazoa; Chordata; Actinopteri; Anguilliformes; Congridae
Gene: calcrl2
Product: calcitonin receptor-like 2
Exons: 13
Coding region: 157-1590 (477 amino acids)
Biological process (GO): angiogenesis; cell surface receptor signaling pathway; adenylate cyclase-activating G protein-coupled receptor signaling pathway
Cellular component (GO): plasma membrane
Molecular function (GO): adrenomedullin receptor activity; calcitonin receptor activity; calcitonin gene-related peptide receptor activity
Source: RefSeq, a predicted model, not a curated record
GGGUCAGUGACGCACAAGCGAGCUUUUCUGAAAAUGCACGUUUUAAGUAUGCGAGAGAAAGAAGAUUAGGGGCAAGAACUAAUUUCCACGGACCUCAAACAUUUUGAAGUUGUUUAGUAAGGCUCUCUGGUGCCCCCUGUCUGAGCCUCAGACAGCAUGAAGAGACAACAGUUAUUCUUGGUGCUGCUGCUGCUUCUAUUACUUGUGUUUUGUCACGACUGUGUUUGUGUGGAUGGAAGCCCCACAGUGCUGUCCGAGGUGCAGCCCACCACCCCCGGCUCCACCUCCCUCCACUCCUCCCGGGGGCGGAUCCUGUCUGCGCAGUUUGAGUGCUACCUGAAGAUCCUCAACGACCCGCCUCGAUCCGAUGGAGAUGUGUAUUGCAAUCGCACAUGGGACGGCUGGCUCUGUUGGGGAGACUCCAGCCCCGGCACCGCUGAACAGCUCUGCCCCGAUUACUUCAACGAUUUCGACCCCUCCGAAAAGGUGACCAAAGUGUGUGACGCCGAAGGUCAGUGGUUCCGUCACCCAGAGAGCGAUCGCAUCUGGUCCAACUACACGCAGUGUACCGCCUACACCAUGGGGAAGCGCAAGCUGGCUCUCAGUGUGUACUACCUGGCCAUCGUGGGCCACGUCCUGUCUGUGGUGUCCCUGCUCAUCUCUCUCUUCAUCUUCUCCUACUUCAAGAGUCUGAGUUGCCAGAGAAUCUCCCUCCACAAGAACAUGUUCCUCUCCUUGAUGUUCAACUCAAUCUUCACUGUCAUCGUGCUCUCGGCCAUGGUCCACGAGCAGCAUCUGGUGGCCACAAACUGGAUCGGGUGCAAGUUGUUGUCCACCCUGACGGUCUAUGCCUUCAGCUCCAUCUACUUCUGGAUGCUGUGUGAAGGUAUCUACCUGCACACGCUCAUCGUGGUGGCCGUGUUCGUGGGGGAGCAGCAUCUGGGCUGGUACUACGCCCUGGGCUGGGGAUUCCCGCUGGUUCCCGCGGUAACGCAUGCUGUGGCUCGCUGGCUCUUCUUCGACGACAAAUGCUGGAUCAGUUCAGAUACCCACCUGCUCUACAUCAUCCACUGCCCCAUCUAUGCCGCCCUGCUGGCAAACGUAUUCUUCCUGCUCAACAUCAUGCGUGUCCUGUUCACCAAGCUGAGGGUGACGCACAGCGCCCAGUCCAACAUGUACAUGAAGGCUGUGCGGGGCACCCUCUUCCUCGUGCCACUGCUGGGGAUCCAGUUCAUCCUGGUGCCCUGGAGACCCCAGGGCCGCCUGCUUCGCGCCGUCUACGAGUUCAUCAUGAACAUCUUCAACCACUACCAGGGUCUGCAAGUUGCCAUCAUUUUCUGUUUCUGCAAUGGGGAGGUGCAGGCAGCGCUGAAGCGACACUGGGCGCUGUACAGGUUCCGCUGCAAGGGCCCUCUGGCAUCUAACGACUCCCACUCCAACUGCCACACUUCUGUCACGGAGAUGAGCCGGGCUGUGGUGAGCCUGGAGCCGCAGAAACCACACACGCAAGCCAACGGCCAGAGCAACGGCCAGUGCAGCUCCAAUGGACAGCGACAUUCACUCAAAGCCUUGGAGUCCACCGUCAUCUGAGCUCUCACACACACGCACACACGCACACGUACACACACACACCCACACACACACACAGCCACUCACAUACACACGUACACACACACACCCAAACACACGCAGACACACACACACACACACAGCCACUCACAUACACAUGCAGACACACACACGCUCACACUCAUACACACACAUGCGCAUGCACGUACACACAGCGACACACACACACACACACACACACUGGUCACUAUUGAGGUCACAGUUGCAAUGAGGGAUCAUAUAAUACUAGUUAUACACACAUCAGUAUGCAAACUUGCAAUUACACACAUGCCCUUCCAACACCCUUCCUACAUUAUAAACCUUUACACCAUGCCGUUCUCCCAGACAGAGUAUACUUGCAUUGAGCAUGCCUCUGUCACACACACACACACACACACACAGACAAACAUACACAUACACAUACACACACAAACGUAUGUAUAUAUGUUCAGUAUAUCUAUGUACUAUACAUACCAACGUACGUAUAUAUGUUCUGUUUAGUUGUUGCUCUUAUUGAACACUACUGAUAUGUCAGUAGAAUUUUGGAGAAAUUCUAAUAGACACACUCACACACACACACACGUGCACACACACACACAAACUUUGCUGUUGACAAAAUAGGCGAAGUGACUGAAUCAGACAAAGGUGACCUUUGACCUGAAGGAAUGCACAGUGAAGAACUAUGGUUGGCUCAUUGGGUUAAUGGUGGAUGAGCCUCAUGGCCACAGAUUGAUUCCGGACCGUAGCUGUGACAACUGUGGCUGGUAGCUCCAGAGGGUAAUGAACAAUUGCCAUUUGCCUUGCCCAGUGUAUGGGAGGGUUCACCGCCUGUUUCGGCGAGGAGUGCUACAGUGCUUGAAACAGGAUAAACUAUCUGAACUAUCUUCACAUUGGCUGUGCACAUUAAAGGGACUAUGCUGGCAGCUUAAAACCAAACGGCGUUUCAAACUGAAAGAGCGUUUGGCACAGUGACACCCCCUGCUGGCCAUAACCAUAGCCUCGCCAGCGAAUCAGCUACAACUUUGGCAGAGUUCUUGGCAUCAUCCUGGUGUGGUUUAUCAGGGCUGUGACGGGUUCUGCACAUUGCUUGUAUUCUGUAAAAAUGUAUAUAAAGCUUAAUGUUAUUGGGCAACAUACCAAAAUAACAGUCCUGCAUCCCUGCUGGUUUUCCCUUCCCACUCUCACAACAGCUUAUAUUUAGUUGUGAAUAUGUGAAAUAUAUAUUUGACUUUUAUUGUCUGUGACAAAAUCAGUUCUGUGCACCUGUCUGUAACUGAGUUUGCUUGGCAAUGUUAGAUAAAUGUAACAACUUUUAAGCACAUUUCUUAUGCAAAAACAUCAUAUCAUUCAGUGUAUUCUUUUUUAAAACGUGAGAACAAGAAAAAAUAAAGCACUUGUCAGAAUUAAUUCUUCAAAGUUAAGGAGAAAGCAAAAUGCUCUAAGAUUGAAUCUGGACUUACAUUCCUGUAGAGACAUUAGUUUGCAGCCUGAAGCUGCAGUAGACAAGUUGCAGUCGAAACUGAAGAAUUCAAAACACAGCAACAUUCCAUUUCUGUUUGAAGAAUAGAGCACUUUUUCCAACAGAAAUGUAUUAUUUUUAUUUUCAUGUGACUAAUUUGUAUUCUGUUAUCCUGUAAUUGUAAUAAAGAAGUCAAUUAAGCUA